UUUCCACUUUGAUGUGUAUACAUUAUUACAAAAUACGAAUCCUGGACUUAAACUUGCGGUUCAUUAUUUAGACGCAAGCUGGCAACACUGCUUAGUACACAGUCAAAAUGUCAGUGUAAAUCAAAUAAUCAAAACAAAACCAAACACAGGACAGCAGAUAACACACGGAUUUUUGGCAUAGUGACGAAAUUUGUGCAUAAUUUAAUUUAUUCUACAAAAAACUCAGCUAGUAGUUUUAGAGUUCAAUUUCUAGAGUUCUGUUUAAAAUACUAAAUGCACAAAUAGUUUUCUGAAGAAUCGGAUAUGUCAUUAGUGGGAGAGAGUUUGACAAUAUUAAUUUUUCUGAUUGUUCCCGUUAUGUAUGAACUGAGCAGAGGGUUUAAAUAUUAUUUUAAAUUCUUCGUAUAUUAUUUUAUAAUAAUGUUAACAUCUGUUGUAGUAAUUCCAAUUAUGAUGUGGAAACCAAAGGAUGUCAAAAACCUCAUUUUAGCAUCCAUGUUAUGCAAACAUAUUUCACGUAUACUGGGCCUUCACUGGGAACUCCAUGGAAAGGAGUAUCUGGAGAAGGAUGAAGCUUGUGUUAUUGUGGCUAACCAUCAGAGUUCUCUUGACAUUCUGGGUAUGUUUGAGUUGUGGCCAGUGAUGCGCAAGUGUACAGUUGUAGCCAAGAAAGAACUGUUCUACGCUUGGCCUUUUGGUCUAGCGGCUUGGCUCUGCGGUCUCAUAUUCAUUGACAGGCUCAACUCGGAGACCUCAAGACAGGCAAUUAAUAGUUCAAUUGACCAGUUGAAGAAAGAUAAGGUGAAGCUCUGGAUAUUCCCUGAGGGCACACGCAAAAAUACUGGAGAAAUCCACACGUUCAAGAAGGGAGCAUUCCAUGCAGCUGUGAGUGCCCAGAUGCCCUUACUGCCCAUCGUCUUCACGCAGUUCUACUUCAUGGAGAGCAGCCAAAAACUGCUGGAUGUUGGUCGGAUAGUGAUGACAGUGCUUCCUCCUGUAAACACGGAAGGUCUAACAGCAGCUGACAUUCCUCAACUAAUGUCUAACACUCGAGCCUCCAUGAUCUCCACCUUCCAAGCCACCAGUAGUCAUCUCAAGGCUCAGAUGCUUGCUGACAAAAAGGCUAAUUAGUACUCCUCUACAUCUUCUGACUGGAU
This is a messenger RNA of Homalodisca vitripennis (glassy-winged sharpshooter), 1157 nucleotides long. RefSeq names its product 1-acyl-sn-glycerol-3-phosphate acyltransferase alpha (gene Agpat1). Gene Ontology annotation, biological process: phosphatidic acid biosynthetic process. Gene Ontology annotation, molecular function: 1-acylglycerol-3-phosphate O-acyltransferase activity. Bases 304 to 1131 code for a protein of 275 amino acids. The record is from RefSeq and is a predicted model, not a curated record. The transcript is spliced from 5 exons. NCBI's taxonomy places the organism in Eukaryota, Metazoa, Arthropoda, Insecta, Hemiptera, Cicadellidae. Gene Ontology annotation, cellular component: endoplasmic reticulum; membrane.